UCUCUGUGAUUCUUUGCAAAAGGGGCCAGGAGGGAAAGCUAUCAGGUUCUCACAUGAGCAUGGAUAGAUUUUUAUGAAUUGUUUUAUGGCAGGAGAGCAUCAGUAUAAACUGGACUGUCCUGCUUGAAAGAGCUGCUUGACUUCUCAGAUAUUGACAGCAUUUUUUACUGCCCUGCUCACCUCUCUGAAUGACUUGUUCUUGAGAAUAUGUUCCUGAAUAAUAUAUCUGGGCUUGUUCUUUUACCUGAGAGCAGGAAGCUGAAAGGUGAGUGAUAAAGCCACCUGCUGCUCUCUGCUUUACAGAAAUUGAGGAGGAGCCUGAGGCAGUUUCUUGGACGCCCCACAACUAUCAGAAACUACAUUUUGGAAGAGCUAAAGGAAGACCAAGGAAUAUGGGGUUUACAUUUGCUUCCAUGGAAUCCAAACAAUCUUCCCUUGGAAAUAGAAACAGACUGUGGCAAGACAUCUUCCCAAAUUAGGAGAGAAGCUAUUGAAGGAUUCCAUCCUCCUCCUCCUUUCAUGCACCCAAACUCUACCUAUCUCCCAUGCUGUGAAGAUGGUUUGGUGGAAGAAGAAACGCUGCAGGCAGCAUUACCUGUGGGCCCUGGGCUGCUAUUUGCUGCUGGCCAUUGUUGCUCUGAGACUUUCUCUCAGAAUGAAAUGUGACUUUGAUUCCCUGGAUCUGGAGUCCAGGGACUUUCAAAGCAGGCACUGCAGGGACGUCUUGUACAGGUCCCUGAGGUUGCCAGCAAAGAGGUCCAUCAACUGUUCUAGAAUCAUUCAAGGGGACAAGGAAGCAGUGAUUGAGGCCCUCCUGGACAAGCUGGAGGUCAAGAACAAACGGGAGCCUUUCACAGACACCGACUACCUCAACAUGACCAGAGACUGCGAGCACUUUAAGGCCAACAGGAAGUUCAUACAGCACCCACUCAGCAGAGAAGAGUUGGACUUCCCUAUUGCAUACUCUAUGGUGGUCCACGAGAAGAUUGAAAACUUUGAAAGGCUGCUGAGAGCUGUGUACGCCCCUCAGAACAUAUAUUGUGUUCACGUGGAUGAGAAGUCCCCAGAAACUUUCAGAGAGGCAGUCAAGUCAAUUAUUUCAUGCUUCCCAAACGUCUUCCUGGCCAGUAAGUCAGUUCGGGUGGUUUAUGCCUCCUGGUCCCGGGUGCAGGCUGACUUGAACUGUAUGGAAGACUUGCUUCAGAGCUCAGUGCCAUGGAAAUACUUCCUAAAUACGUGUGGAACAGACUUUCCUAUCAAGACCAAUGCCGAGAUGGUCCUGGCCCUCAAGAUGUUGAAUGGGAAGAACAGUAUGGAGUCCGAGGUACCUAGUGAGGCCAAAAAGUCUCGCUGGAAAUAUCACUAUGAGGUGGGAGACACAAUAUACAUGACCAGCAAGUUGAAGGACCCUCCCCCUUAUAAUUUACCUAUGUUCACGGGGAAUGCCUACAUUGUGGCUUCUCGAGGCUUUGUCCAGCAGGUCUUAGAGAACCCCAAAUCCCAACAACUGAUUGAAUGGGUGAAGGAUACCUACAGCCCCGAUGAACACCUCUGGGCCACCCUGCAGCGUGCUCCUUGGAUGCCUGGCUCCGUUCCCUACCACCCCAAGUUUCACAUGUCAGACAUGGCUUCCAUUGCCAGGCUGGUGAAGUGGCAGGGCCACGAAGGAGACAUCAGUAUGGGGGCACCUUAUCCACCUUGCUCUGGCACCCACCAGCGGUCUGUCUGUAUCUAUGGGACUGGGGACCUUCACUGGAUUCUUCAGAACCAUCACCUGUUGGCCAACAAGUUUGACCCAAAGGUGGAUGAUAAUGUUCUUCAGUGCUUGGAAGAAUACUUACGUUUUAAGGCCAUCUACAGGACUGAACUCUGAGGUGCGCUGAGACUGUUGCUGCCUGUGGGACAAGAGCAUGUGCAGACAUGCCCAGAGUGUGCUGGGACAGUGCGGGGUGGGAGACCGGGCUCUCUGGAACCCAUGGCAUCCCCCAGGGUAAAGGGCUGCUCUCGGAGUGUGGGUAAGUAGAUCUGCUGUGUUGCAAAGGCCUGCCCUGCAUGAACACCGCCUCACCCCACCUCGCUCCCAAAGACCCUCCGCUGACCUUCUUCCAGAGUGAGCAUAUGAACCGGUUAUUUGGGAGCGUCAGGGAGGCAAGUAUAUGGCACGGGCCCCUGGAUUUUAGUUGAAUGCUUAGUGUCCCGCUUUUUCAUUCUGUGGAGAUGCCAUUCCUAAUAGUUCGAGGUUUGGUAGUGGGGAGGGGGAGUUUGAUGGAAAGAGGGCCUUCUCUUUUGUACCAUUAAUUUUAAAAUAAAUAGCUCCUGAUUCGAAGCCCUACCUCUUCUUUUUGUUUGGUAAGCCAGAAAUAAGACAAAAGUAUGAGACUUUUUUUUUUUUCAUUACUGUUGGUGACGUUUACAACCACUGAUAGCUGGCAAGAGACUCCCCAUUACUCCAUAACAGUCAUGGCAGGCUGUGUAAAUAGCAAAUUCAAAAGGGUGAAGAGCAGUGGAGCUGAUGCUUUCAUUUCUGCAAGCCCCCCUCACGUCGUUUACAUUGCCAGGUCUGUGACUCUUCUGUGUGGGAGAGGGCAGGGUGAUUUAACCAAUCUGACCACUGAAUCCAUACGUGAAAAUUAACAGCCCAAAUUUUUCCAGCUUCACAGCCAAACCCUAAUGUACCAUAACAAAGAAAAUUAUUUUAGGGAAGGUCACCAUAUAAUUUUUUGUCCAAAGCUGGAACACAUUAAGGGGGGGAGGGUGCAUGGCUGCACUGUUAAACUUACAUUGGAAAAGGAGAAUAAACUAGGACUGUUCAGCUACCCCAA
Molecule: messenger RNA, 2822 nt
Organism: Phyllostomus discolor (pale spear-nosed bat)
Lineage: Eukaryota; Metazoa; Chordata; Mammalia; Chiroptera; Phyllostomidae
Gene: GCNT3
Product: glucosaminyl (N-acetyl) transferase 3, mucin type
Exons: 2
Coding region: 557-1873 (438 amino acids)
Cellular component (GO): membrane
Molecular function (GO): acetylglucosaminyltransferase activity
Source: RefSeq, a predicted model, not a curated record